UCUCUGCAACGCAAUAACCUUUUUUUCUUUUUCUUUUCAACUUUUUCACCGUCAAUAAUGUUCCACGCUUGAAUAUUAAACCAUUUCCAUUGUCUUUAUAAACUCUGAAGCUCUCUCCCGUUUUCUUCAUCGAAUCACUCUCCUCAACCUUUCUCUCCAAGAAACAUGACAACCUUUUUUGAAUCUCCCAUGGCAGCAGCAGCAACCAUUUCCGCCUUUCUUUUCCUCUUCUUCACCUUGUCUUCUGCUACAGACAUAUCUAUCCUAAACUCGAAUCAAAACCAUCCAUCAUCAUCAUCAAGCUGGAGAAGCGAUGAUGAGGUGAGGAGCUUGUACAAAUCCUGGCUUGUGAAACAUGGCAAAGCAUACAACGGCAUAGGAGAGGAAGAGAUGAGGUUCGACAUCUUUAAGGAUAACUUGAAAUUCAUUGAUGAACAUAACUCUAAUAACAACAGGACAUACAAGCUUGGUUUGAACAAGUUCGCUGAUUUAACAAACCAAGAGUACCGUUCCAAGUUUUUGGGCACAAGGAGUGACCCCAGGCGUCGAGUCAUGAAGUCCAAAAACCCCAGCCAACGUUACGCUUUCCGUGCCGGCGACAGCUUGCCGGAGUCCGUCGACUGGAGAGAACACGGAUCUGUUAAUCCCGUCAAGGAUCAAGGAUAUUGUGGAAGUUGCUGGGCGUUCUCAACAAUUGCAGCAGUGGAAGGCAUAAACAAGAUUGUCACUGGUGAACUAAUUUCUCUAUCAGAACAGGAGCUAGUAGAUUGUGACCGGACCUACGACGCAGGCUGCAAUGGAGGCCUAAUGGACUAUGCCUUCCAAUUCAUUCUUGACAAUGGUGGCAUUGACACCGAGGAAGACUAUCCUUACCUUGGCAUUGAUAGCCAAUGUGAUCCAACGAGGAAGAAUGCUAAGGUUGUUAGCAUUGAUGGGUACGAGGAUGUCGUGUCAUAUGAUGAAAGCGCUUUAAAGAAAGCUGUUGCACAUCAGCCUGUGAGUGUUGCCAUUGAAGCUGGUGGCAGAUUUUUCCAACUUUAUGAAUCGGGAGUUUUCACUGGUCAAUGUGGGACAGCUUUAGACCAUGGUGUGGUUGCUGUUGGAUAUGGCACUGAUAAUGGUGUGGACUACUGGCUUGUGAGGAACUCAUGGGGCAACACCUGGGGUGAACAUGGAUACAUAAGGAUAGAGCGUAAUGCGGAUGGCUAUUCCGGAAGGUGUGGCAUUGCAAUGGAGGCUUCCUAUCCAGUUAAGAACGGGGUAAACCCUAUCAAACCUUUCUGGAGUAAUGAAAGCGCUGAGAAGAUCAGCAGUGCUUGAAAUCUUUGCUUCAGUUUGCAGUUCUUGGAAGUUAAAAUGUCUCAAAUGCUGUUUUUGGGCAUUGGAGAAAGACAAGGGAUGACUGGUGCAAGUGAAAUUUCCCAGUCUAUUCCUUGUUGGUAUCCAUAGGAGUGGGGCCAUUUAUGUUGUUUGGAUUUAUAAUUGUUGUACAUAUGUUUUCAUUUAUCGAAACAGCAGCAUCUGGAAAACUGGUAAUUGUUGUGAUUAAUGCAAUUUCAAUUCAAAGUCUAUCUUUAUUUGCCAAGUA
Messenger RNA from Theobroma cacao (cacao), 1588 nucleotides. Its product is annotated as cysteine proteinase1. The record is from RefSeq and is a predicted model, not a curated record. NCBI's taxonomy places the organism in Eukaryota, Viridiplantae, Streptophyta, Magnoliopsida, Malvales, Malvaceae. Gene Ontology annotation, molecular function: cysteine-type peptidase activity. Gene Ontology annotation, biological process: proteolysis.